UCAAAUAUCGAAAUUUUCCUAAACUACUUUGCACCAAAAUACAAAGGGAGGAGGAAGAAAUAGUAUUCUCAGCUCACAACAAAAUUAUGCAAGAUUGAUUUUGAGUGAAACAACCAGAGCUUUCAUGGUGUUUCUUGUCGGCUGCUGCUAAGAAAAUAAUGGCGUUUUCACCUGAGAAAUCAAAUUUCAGGUCACCAUUGAAAGGGCCGCCAUCUCCUAGCUGGAAUGAUUUGUUGCUCAAGAACAAGAAAGCACUCAAUCAUGUCCUUUUCACUAUGCAUCUUCAAUCAAGGUCUAAUAAGCAAACCCCAUCUUCAUCCCCUUCUCCAAAACUUCGCAAAUCCCUAGAUUUCACUCUUCCCUCACUUGUAUCCGAUCCAAUUUCUCUUCUUUCUGAUGAAAUACUUCUUUCCAUUCUCUCUAAACUCCCUGAUUCACAAAGAAAUUCUAAUUCUCUUGUAUCUAAACGCUGGCUUAAUCUCCAAGGUCGUCUCGUUCGGUCGAUUAAGCUUCUUGAUUGGGAUUUCCUUGUUUCGGGUCGGUUGUUUGUUCGGUUUCCCAAUCUUAUCCAUGUUGAUUUGGUUAAUGGGUCUCUGAUUUCACCGGGGAAUGCUGGUGUUUUUUGCUCUAACCGGUUGCUUUCUUCUCAUGUGGAUUGUAAUGCUGAUGCGAAAGAUUGGUUUCUUAAGGAACGAUUUGUGUUGCCUUCUGAUGAGAUUGAUAAUGGGUUGAGAAUACUUGCAGGUGGGUGUCCUAAUUUGCGUAGAUUGUUGGUGGUAAAUGCUAGUGAAUUGGGAUUGUUGGGGGUAGCUGAGGAAUGUCCAACUUUGCAAGUGCUGGAAUUGCACAGAUGUAAUGAUCAGGUUCUUCGUGGUAUCGCAGCCUGUCAGAACUUGCAGAUAUUGAGAUUGAUUGGAAAUAUUGAUGGGUUUUAUAAAUCUUCGGUUACUGAUAUUGGAUUGACUAUUUUAGCUCAGGGAUGUAAGAGAUUGGUGAAACUGGAGCUGAGUGGUUGUGAAGGGAGCUAUGAAGGGAUUAAGGCAAUAGCACAAUGUUGUCAAAUGCUCGAAGAGUUGAUUCUUCGUGAUCAUAGGAUGGAGGGUGGUUGGUUGUCUGCUCUUUCCUAUUGUGAAAAUUUGAACACCUUGAGGUUUAUGUCUUGUAAGAGUAUUGAUCAUUGUGGAUGGUUUGAUGAAGAUGUAGGAUCUUGCCCAACACUUGAAAGAUUACAUUUCGAGAAAUGCCAAUUAAGAAAUAAGGAGAGUUUGAGAACAUUGUUUCUACUAUGUCAAGAAGUUAGAGAGGUUACUUUCCACAACUGUUGGGGACUGGAUAAUGAAAUGUUCAGUCUAUCCACUGGUCUAAGGAGAGUGAAGUCUCUUUGCCUAGAAAGCUGUUCACUGCUCACAACUGAAGGCCUCGAAUCUGCACUCCUUUCGUGGAAGGAGAUCCAGAGCCUCAAGGUGAUAUCAUGUGGCAAUAUAAAGGAUAGUGAAAUCAGUCCAGCACUUUCUACCUUAUUCUCCAUGCUAAAAGAUUUUCGGUGGAGACCAGACACAAAAUCUCUUCUUUCAGCUGGUCUUGUGGGAACUGGCAUGCGAAAAAGAGGCAGGAAGUUAUUCAAGAAGACGUGCGACUGGAAGUCACUGCCUGGUGCAUAGACUGGCUUCCUCAUCAUGCAUUCAGACAAUAAAUUAUUCAAGAAGACGUGUGACUGGAAGUCACUGCCUGGUGUAUAGACUGGCUUUCUCAUCAUGCAUUCUGACAACUCUACUAGAUUUUACCUCCUCAUUUAUGCAUAUGAGAACUCUUAACACAUGAAAGAGGUCAGUGCGACACGUUGCUCAUUAUCCUGUAUUUGUAGUCGCUUAAGUAUGUAACGUAGGAACUGAAGGAUCGAAGAUCAGCACUUUCUCAGGGUAGAGAUAGAGAAAGAGGCCUAAGUUAAUGUAUAGAGCUCGAUGCUGUAACCUUAGGAGCAUUCAGCUAAAGCCAUCUUGCUGUAUCUUUGUCAAGCUUAAUGGUAUUUCUGUAUUGGAACCCCAAAAACUCUUGAAAGGGGUUUUCCUAUCUAUAAUGUUAUAAAGAAUUUUGGCACCUUUUAUGCCAUGA
Molecule: messenger RNA, 2112 nt
Organism: Solanum lycopersicum (tomato)
Lineage: Eukaryota; Viridiplantae; Streptophyta; Magnoliopsida; Solanales; Solanaceae
Product: F-box protein At5g51370-like
Biological process (GO): SCF-dependent proteasomal ubiquitin-dependent protein catabolic process
Cellular component (GO): SCF ubiquitin ligase complex
Molecular function (GO): protein binding
Source: RefSeq, a predicted model, not a curated record